GGUUACUUCACUCAGAGAAACGCUUUGACUUUUAACAGCCUUAUUAAACCAUCGCCGUGUCGUUUUUGUCGCAUCUUUUGCCAAAAGGAGACUGGAUAUCAUUCACAGUUUGUGCAGGAGAUAUCUAACGUUAGCCAUACCUGCCCCAUCCCUGUGAGCGCGUGUCUGUUCUCAGGAGAGUGAAGGAGUCUGACGUGCACAGCCAAUUGUGGUGAGUUCGGGCCUUUGUCGAAGAAACAUGACACGAGCGUUGGUGUAUGUUGGUUUGCUGAUAGCCAUAAUGGCUGCUGCGGAUGCAAGGCCUCAAUCAGCUGAACCCAAAUGUAAAUCCGGCCCGGUCGACCUUGUGUUCAUCAUCGAUGGCUCUCGCAGCGUCCGUCCCCACGAGUUCGAGACCAUGCGCAAGUUCAUGAUAGACAUCAUCAAUGAACUGGACAUCGGCCUGGAAACUACAAGAGUCGGCGUAGUCCAAUACUCCAGCCAAGUCCAGAGCGUGUUUUCCCUCAAAUCCUUCAGCAAGCCAGCGCAGAUGGUCAAAUCCAUCAACGAGAUCAUUCCAUUGGCCCAGGGCACCAUGACCGGCCUGGCCAUCCGUUACGCCAUGAAUGUGGCGUUCUCCCCUGAACAAGGCGCCCGUCGUAACGUUCCCCAUGUAGCGGUCAUUGUGACGGACGGUCGCCCUCAGGACCGUGUGGCUGAGGUGGCUGGCGCCGCGAGAGAGUCCGGCAUCGAGAUUUACGCCAUCGGUGUCGCCAGGGCUGAUAUGACAUCACUCAGAGCGAUGGCCUCUCCGCCGUUUGAGGAUCACGUGUUCCAUGUGGAGAGCUUUGACUUGAUUCAUCAGUUUGGGCUGCAGUUCCAAGACAAGCUUUGUGGGAUGGACUUGUGUCUCGAGUCGGAUCAUGGCUGUAACCACAUCUGCGAAAGCUCUCCUGGUUCCUAUCAGUGUCUCUGUCUUCCUGGAUACACGCUGAACGAGGACGGCAAGACCUGCACACCCAUCGAUCUAUGUGCAGAACAGAAACACGACUGCCAACAGAUCUGCAUCGCUUCACCUGGAUCCUUCACGUGCGACUGCCACACGGGAUACACGCUCAACGAUGACAAAAAGACCUGCAAAAUGAUCGAUUACUGCUCAUUUGGGAAUGACACCUGUGAACAGCAGUGUGUCAGUGUACUCAAUGGCGUUAACUGCAAAUGUAAUGAAGGAUACACACUCAAUGAUGACCUAAAGACGUGCACAAUGAUCGACUACUGCUCAUUUGGGAACGACAGCUGCGAACACGAGUGUGUCAGCAUACUUCAAAGCUUUUACUGUCUCUGUCGUGAUGGAUACACGCUCAAUGAGGAUGAAACAUCAUGCACAAUGAUCGAUUACUGCUCAUUUGGGAACGACAGCUGUGAGCAUCAGUGUGUCAGUGUACUCAAUGGCUUUAACUGCCAGUGUAAGGAAGGAUACUCGCUCAACGAUGACCUGAAGACCUGCAAAAUGAUCGAUUACUGCUCAUUUGGGAAUGACAGCUGUGAGCAUCAGUGUGUCAGUGUGCUCAGUGGCUUUUAUUGCCAAUGUAAUGAAGGAUACUCGCUCAACGAAGACAUGAAGACCUGCACAAUGAUCGAUUACUGCUCAUUUGGGAAUGACAGCUGUGAGCAUCAGUGUGUCAGUGUGCUCAAUGGCUUUAACUGCCAGUGUAAUGAAGGAUACUCGCUCAACGAUGACCUGAAGACCUGCACAAUGAUCGAUUACUGCUCAUUUGGGAAUGACAGCUGUGAGCAUCAGUGUGUCAGUGUGCUCAGUGGCUUUUAUUGCCAAUGUAAUGAAGGAUAUGCGCUCAAUGAUGACAAGAAGACCUGCACAAUGAUCGAUUACUGCUCAUUUGGGAAUGACAGCUGUGAGCAUCAGUGUGUCAGUGUGCUCAAAGGUUUUCAUUGCCAGUGUAAUGAAGGAUACUCGCUCAAUGACGACAAGAAGACCUGCACAAUGAUCGAUUACUGCUCAUUUGGGAACGACAGCUGUGAGCAUCAGUGUGUCAGUGUACUCAAUGGCUUUUACUGUCAAUGUAAUGAAGGAUACACACUCAACGAUGACAAGAAGACCUGCACAAUGAUCGACUACUGCUCCUUUGGCAAUCACAGUUGUGAUCAUAAGUGUGUUGGUGUGCUCAAUGGCUUCUACUGUAUCUGCAAUGAAGGAUACACUCUACAGAAGAAUGGAAAGACCUGCCAAUCGGAUAACUUGUGCAACACGGUUGAACACGGUUGCGAGUAUCAGUGUGUGAGCACUCCCGGACAAUACCACUGCAUCUGUCCCGAGGGUCAUGUGCUUCAGGACGAUGGCAAGACCUGCGGAACCUGCCGAUCUUCCAACAUCGACCUGGUCCUCCUCAUCGAUGGCUCCAAAAGCGUACGGCCAAAUAAUUUCGAGCUCGUCAAGCAGUUCGUGAACCAGGUGGUAGAUCAGCUGGACGUGUCUCCCAAAGGCACACGCGUGGGGCUCGUCCAGUAUUCAAGCCGGGUGCGGACGGAGUUCCCGCUCAGCAUGUACCAGACGAAGGAAGAAAUCAAGAAGGCCGUGAUGAACGUGGAGUACAUGGAGAAGGGAACCAUGACAGGCCUCUCUCUCAAACACAUGGUGGAAAACAGCUUCUCUGAGACAGAGGGAGCCCGUCCCGCCAACAAGAACAUCCCUAGGGUCGGUCUGGUCUUUACUGACGGCCGCUCGCAGGAUGACAUCACAGAGUGGGCCAAGAAGGCGAAGGAAGCAGGAAUCACCAUGUAUGCCGUUGGUGUUGGCAAAGCCAUAGAGGAUGAACUGCGAGUCAUUGCUUCAGAUCCUGUUGAAAAACACUUCUUCUACUCAGCCGACUUCACUGCCAUUAGCCAGAUCGCAGAAAAUCUCAAAUUCAAUGUCUGCGCAGCUGAGAGUCAGGGGGAGAUCGAAGUGAAAGACCCCUGCGCUUGUGAAACUCUUGUAGAGUUUCAACAGGCAACCAUGUCAACUUUGGACCAACUCAAUCAGAAAAUGUCAGCUAUGACCAAACGAUUGGAGGUUCUGGAGAACCAGUUGCUCACAAAAAAAUGAUUCAGCACCAGAGAACAUCGCGGAUGGAAGGGUCCUGUUGGGUGUGAAGGGUCCCACAAUGAAACCAAAGUUGUUCAGGUGUAGACGCCUGAGACAUGAGGCUAAUAAUCCUGUGCCAUUUUUUUCUAUUUAAAAAUGAUCUGUGUGGUAAGGUUAAUGGAAAGGUUUGUAUUUAAGGUAAAUUUUAUAUUAGGAUUUAUAUGCUCAAAAGGGAAAUGAAGUGUUAUAUUGGAACCACUCCUGAAUACUGUAAUGUCAUCCCCAUUGCAUUUACGGUUAUCUUGGUUUUGCAGCGAUACAAAGUAAUGCAUAAAAUAUGUAAAUAUGUGGAUUUAUAUAACUGGGGCUUGUUGUUUCGUGUUGCAGUUUCAUAAUAUUUUUUUUAUAAAAUAAUAGGCAUUCAUUUGAUAAAUCACAGUAAAUAUAGUGAAGCCGGGAGACACCAACAGUGAAAUGAAACAGCAGAUAUUAACAGUUAUUAAAAGUUGUUGCCUCUCAAUGUUUUGCAUGAAUAUUGAAAAUUUGUUGAUGUUAGAUGGGACUGCAAACAGAACGGUUUGUGUACACUAAACAAUAAAAAGGAAAGAGGGUGAUUCUAUGUACAAGUGCCCCUUGAGAUUGCAGUUUAUUAUUGAAAUGUAAAACACAGAAUCCAGUUCAGAUACCUCAGAGUUCUGUGGCCUCAGGUUCUUUGUUUUAGUUUUUAUACAUUUUUGCAGAAUAGGCCCCAUUAAAAGGCUUUUAUAUGUGAAUUCUUAUACUUUUGG
Triplophysa dalaica is the source of this 3849-nucleotide messenger RNA. RefSeq names its product matrilin 4 (gene matn4). The transcript is spliced from 19 exons. The coding region runs from base 239 to 3082 and encodes 947 amino acids. Gene Ontology annotation, molecular function: calcium ion binding. The record is from RefSeq and is a predicted model, not a curated record. NCBI's taxonomy places the organism in Eukaryota, Metazoa, Chordata, Actinopteri, Cypriniformes, Nemacheilidae.